Molecule: messenger RNA, 523 nt
Organism: Ipomoea nil (Japanese morning glory)
Lineage: Eukaryota; Viridiplantae; Streptophyta; Magnoliopsida; Solanales; Convolvulaceae
Product: bZIP transcription factor 53-like
Exons: 2
Coding region: 27-443 (138 amino acids)
Biological process (GO): positive regulation of DNA-templated transcription
Cellular component (GO): nucleus
Molecular function (GO): DNA-binding transcription factor activity; transcription cis-regulatory region binding
Source: RefSeq, a predicted model, not a curated record
UUUCUUUAGAAGAAAAUCAAUGUAUAAUGCUAGCGAUUGGUAAUACUACUUUGGGAAAUCGUCUCCGUCGAUCCUUCAAUUGUUCUCGAAAUAUGUCAUAUUUAAGUCAAAGCGAAAGUAGCUCAACAUCGAAAAACAAUAAGCAAAGUUUUGUAAGUAACAAUGAAAGGAAGAUGAAGCAGAAGAAAAGUAGGGAAUAUCCAAGGAGAUCAAGAAUGAAGAAGCAAAAGCUUAUGGAAGAUUUGGUUGAGGAAGUUUUUAGAAUGGAAAUUUUGAAUGUGGGCAUUGCUAGCAUGGCUACUGAGAUGGAGGUGAAGUGUGCAAUUUUGGAAGCUGAUAAUAAUGUUCUAAGAGCCCAAGUAAUGGAAUUGACUAAAAACCUCAAGUCUUUGAAUGAUUUGAUGAAAAACAUUGGAAUGGCUUGUGGAUGGGUAUGUUUCUAAUUAAUCCUUUGUGUACAAUGCGACAACUUAUUUCAAUUUCUCCAGAUCGACUUGUUUAAUUAUAUUAAAUUAUGAACUCA